GUAUUGGUUGUGUGGAGGACUCAGCGAAUACUCUUUCGUCUUUCAACGCUUUCAGCGCUUUCAGUUUUCUGGGGUGGGAGGGCGUGUGGCGGCGUGUGAUUUAGAAUUUUGCGGCAUUUGAGUGUGCGAAGUGAGCGCUACUUGCACUGUAGCUUGUUACUAAUGAGUCAACACUGCAAUUACAACUCGAAACGUAAACAUAAAUGAACAUGGAUGAGAAGCACUUCCUUGGUGAUCUCUUCCCCACGAAGUUGAGUGCAUUAGUGUUUGUAGCGUACAUCGGGUUCUUCGUCAACCAAGGAAUUCUCGUCACUGCCACUAAAGACUCUAACAACAGCUACAACUACAGCAUUACAACUGUCGUCCUCUUCACAGAAUGUCUGAAGCUUGUAGUUUCAACCUUAAUAUAUCUUAGAGACCAUUCAUUUAAGCAACAGUUAGAUGAAAUUCUGAAGCACAGGAAAGUUUUGGGUUUAUAUUUCGUGCCAGCGCUGUUGUACUGCUUCUACAACAACCUGGCGUUCAUCAACUUAGCAACCUUCGAUCCAACAACGUACAACCUGCUCCUCCAGUUCCGUGUCGUCAUCACAGGAAUCCUGUUUCAGGCUAUAUUUAAGAAGACACUGAGUAAAAAACAAUGGCUAUCCUUGAUCCUUCUCACAAGUGGCUGCAUCGUCAAAGAGUUGAGCGUUCCAACUCGACAUCUCUCAUCCGCAGAUGGAUCCUUUUGGGGGAGCAUAUUUAGUGCCAGUAUGCUCUUCCUGUUAAUACAGAUGUUCUGCUCCUGCCUUGCUGGGGUCUACAAUGAAUUUCUUCUGAAAGAUACUGGAGUAGACAUCCACAUCAUGAUCCACAACGUCUUCAUGUAUCUGGACUCCAUUGUAUGCAACGUAGCUGUCCUGGGGUUCCGAGGAGAACUAGUCACGGCUUUUUCAAUCCAGUCCCUGUCUACAUUGCUACAGGGUAAAGUUGUGGCAGUGAUGGUGAAUGGCGCCAUCUGUGGCAUUGUGACGUCGGUGUUCCUCAAGAGCCUAAACUCCAUUUUGAAGACCUUUGCCAGUGCUCUUGACCUUUCCUUCACCGCAGUCCUGUGCUGGAUCAUAUUUCAAAUUCCCAUCGACGUUUACACGGUGGCUGCCAUUGCGAUUGUCUCAUUUGCAACCUACCUGUACUCGCAACAGCCCGUGGUGAACAAGCCCAAGGACACGCGUCCUCACCAUGACAGCGAUGGCGAGCAGGAUGCUUCCCUCCUGAAUCACUGCGGAAGGAGGGAUGUCGUUUAACGGGAAAAUAUCUUUCCACAAGCUUUCGAGAGACUCCUUAGAAAGUGCUAUUUUUAUUGCAUCUUGACACGAAUCUCUUAAGAUGCUACAUUGUGAUAUUGAUGCUAGUACGAUGUUUGCGUCAGUAAUUAUAAACCCCGGCGAAACAUUACAUAAGUAACAGUACACUGUUCCAUUUGAAAGGAGCACCUGAGUAACAUGUAGCUGGCGUGACCGUAAAAUACGCUGCUUUUAAUCCGUCAAGCAUCAUGCCUGGCAUAGACAAUUGGUAGCAUUUGAUGUAGUAUUUGAACGUGGGCCGAGUAUGCUGUCAAAAGGCUGCCCGCAUUUACUAAAGUAAUGGUAGAACUUGUAUUGAGGACACAAAGUGUUUUCAUCAUAGUGUGCAUCUGCUUGCACAUACUUCAGAUGUUGGGUGCAUCCGCCGUAGUUCCGUCCUGUUCACUUUAGAGGCAGAGCUGGCAGCUGAGACUUCAUAAUUUAUUCAUCUGAAGUUGGCCACUGUGUGUUGUAUACCAACAAAGACUGUCGCACACGUUGCAAGAUGGGCUUGUUACGGCAUUCAGUGACCCAUACCUACUAAAGGAAAAAGCAUGUCGUAGGCGAAUUGUCAGAUUGGCACUUGGGUUAAAAUGUGUUUAUUCUAGUCAGGCCAAGCACUGGCAGGCAACAAGGCCCCGGUGACACUAUUACUAACAUUAAUACCUACUACUAAAUGCUAAACCGAUAAUGUUGCUUAAGGCACUAUGCGCAUGCUUUGAUAGUCGAAAAUUAUACUAGUCGGGCAGUUUAGUUCCUUCCUACAGAGGCCAUGGGUAUAAGAGCUACAGGUCUGUAGCACAUAGAAGUCAAACCUAUUUAGACAAUUUCAUGAGUGUACAUUAUAUUCCACUUUAAUACUUGAUUGAACCUAUUUUACAGGGGUGGCCACAUCUGAUUAAACCACAAACUACACCUUAUUGCACACCAUACUUCUACUGUGCACCUCACCCAGCAGUCCUUCGUUAUCACAUUCCCAUAAUUUGCUAACUCACUGACACUGCUGUUCAUGCAGCUCAUAUAAAAUCAACCAUAAUUCAGAAAAUAACAAAUGUAUUACAUAUGUAAUAGUGUUCUACACGAAUGCCGAGUUGUAGCAAAGAAAGGAGACUUACUUUUCAUAAGGCCACAACUCUUGUGCUUCUGUUUAGUAAAAUAUGGCACUUUGCAGAAGUCUUGCCAAAGUGUGUUCCAAUAAGCUGUGAUACUGUUUAGCACGAUUUUAGUUCCUGUCCCAUAGUGAUGUAUACAGCUUUGUCUAGAAUAUUUUAUUGUCACGUGGAAUGCAACAUGCAUGUGCAUCACAUAAACAAUCCGAGCAUUUCUAUCAUUUGCUACCUAGACAAAAGCUUGUGAUAUUGCAACCCCCCCCCCCCCCC
Messenger RNA from Ornithodoros turicata, 2701 nucleotides. Its product is annotated as UDP-galactose transporter senju-like. The transcript has 7 exons. Gene Ontology annotation, biological process: pyrimidine nucleotide-sugar transmembrane transport. The coding region runs from base 204 to 1283 and encodes 359 amino acids. Lineage: Eukaryota; Metazoa; Arthropoda; Arachnida; Ixodida; Argasidae. The record is from RefSeq and is a predicted model, not a curated record. Gene Ontology annotation, molecular function: UDP-galactose transmembrane transporter activity. Gene Ontology annotation, cellular component: Golgi membrane.